AUGCUAGGCAACCACGAUCCGUACCCAGCCAAUCAAAUGCCGUAUGAUACAGACAAUACCGCAUACUACAAGGGUAUCUUGGAAAAGAGUCACUGGGAUUCGGUUCUUAGAGCGAAUGAAAGCAGGCAAUUUCACAAUGGCGGCUAUUACAGCGCCACAAUCUCUGAGAAACUGCGGUUAAUAGGACUUAACACGAACCUAUACUACGACCAGGACCGACUAACUAAGGACCUGCCGGACCCGGCGCAGCACUUGGACUUCCUGGAUAAACAACUACAGGAGGCGCGCAAACACAACCAGAUGGUAUACAUAAUAGCGCACGUUCCACCUGGCGUCUUUGAGUUAGGGAGCGGACUGACCUGGUUCUACCCCAAGUAUAACAAACAGUACCUCGAGAAACUCGAGGAAUUUGCUGACAUCAUCUCCCUCCAAUUGUACGGACACGAACACACGGACAGCUUCCGGGUGCAGUUUGACGCUGAAGGGAAGCUAAUAAGCAUGAUGCUGCUGGCACCCGCAGUGACCCCCUGGAAAAGCACACUCCCGGGGGUUGGAACAAACAACCCGUCCAUCCGGCUGUUCAAGUAUGAUCGGGAUAAUGGGGUGGCCCAGAACUACGUGCAAUACUAUCUUAACCUCACUGCAGCCAAUAUUAAAGGCACUGGUGACGACUGGCAGAAAGAAUACGAUACAUCAGACGUGUAUGCCUUAGACGAGCUACGCCCCGCCAAGUUACAUGAGCUUGCCCGCGCGUUCACCGAUCGCAGUAACAAGCUGUUUCAACACUACCUUCAAUACAACAGCGUUCUUUGGGCGGGAAAUACCGAAUGCAACGAAACUUGCCAUUUACAUCAUCUCUGUGCAAUAACUCAGUUAGACUAUGACAAUUUCCGAACAUGUAUAUCAGGCGGCGUGACCACGCACCACCCCACCCAAACGACUCACCACCACCCCCACCGAUCAACCCCCCAGCCCCAGGUGCCCACGUAUAUGUUUUACCUCAUAGGGGGUCUAGCUGCUGUUGUGUUCCUUCUCUUCCUACUUGUGGCGUGUAUGUGUCUGAGAAAGGGGAGACGUCUACGGGCGCCCCGGUACGCCAAAUUUGGUUCCUUAUCCCUAAAUAGCUGA
Mya arenaria is the source of this 1128-nucleotide messenger RNA. RefSeq names its product acid sphingomyelinase-like phosphodiesterase 3b. The transcript has 5 exons. Gene Ontology annotation, molecular function: hydrolase activity. The coding region runs from base 1 to 1128 and encodes 375 amino acids. The record is from RefSeq and is a predicted model, not a curated record. NCBI's taxonomy places the organism in Eukaryota, Metazoa, Mollusca, Bivalvia, Myida, Myidae.